UUUAAUGUAAGUGACGCAACUUGGUGUAAUCACGGUCACCAACACGGACAUUGUAUCGAGCUGUCUGGCAAGAACCGGGACGUCCGUGACUGAUCGAUUUUUUCAGACCUAGCUGACAACGUGGCAAUUUUAUGCUUGAAAGUAUUUUUGGAAAUAUCUGUUUAAUUCAUAUUUUCUGUUCUGGUUCGAAUACGCUUCAAAUGGAAGACAACAUUCACAGACGAUACAUUUUUAUUGGCUGUAAAGGUUGACAAUAACGUUUCAUAAAUAACAACAGAUGAGUAAAUGCC
Molecule: messenger RNA, 290 nt
Organism: Acanthoscelides obtectus
Lineage: Eukaryota; Metazoa; Arthropoda; Insecta; Coleoptera; Chrysomelidae
Source: the annotation of a GenBank genome assembly